AUGGCCACGAACAUCGAUGAUUCGCUCUUCCUCGGUCUCGACCUCUCUACGCAGGGCCUCAAAGCGGUCCUCAUUGACGAGGAGGGCGCACCAGUGCACGAGUCUGCGGUGAACUUUGACCGCGAUCUCCCUUCGUACGGCACUACAAAUGGCGCAAUCCGUGGACCCGGCCCCGGCGAGGUCACCUCGCCAAAAAGACACAAAAUUCGAAUUUUGAGGGGGAGGGGGGUGGGUGGUCGCCGCUGGGACACCCUCCUGGCGACAAAAAAUUCUGGGGGUCAAGGGGGUGGGGGGCUCCAAAUCCGAGGUUAA
Molecule: messenger RNA, 312 nt
Organism: Trametes versicolor FP-101664 SS1
Lineage: Eukaryota; Fungi; Basidiomycota; Agaricomycetes; Polyporales; Polyporaceae
Exons: 2
Coding region: 1-312 (103 amino acids)
Source: RefSeq, a predicted model, not a curated record